ACCGCAAAAACACCUUGUACUAUAUAAAUUCACUUUCUUUGUAGUAUCAAUUCUGAUUUUAGGGUUUAGUUGCUCCACAUUUUGCUCAAGAAUCGCCGCCAUGGGAAGAAGACCGGCAAGAUGCUAUCGUCAGAUUAAGAACAAGCCAUACCCAAAAUCGCGGUUUUGCCGUGGUGUCCCCGAUCCUAAGAUUAGGAUUUAUGAUGUGGGUAUGAAGAAGAAGGGUGUGGAUGAAUUCCCAUUCUGUGUCCAUCUUGUCAGUUGGGAGAAGGAAAAUGUGUCGAGUGAGGCUUUGGAAGCUGCUCGAAUUGCUUGCAACAAGUACAUGACUAAGUUUGCUGGAAAGGAUGCUUUCCAUCUAAGGGUUAGGGUGCACCCGUUCCAUGUGCUCCGUAUUAACAAGAUGCUUUCGUGUGCUGGGGCUGAUAGGCUCCAGACAGGUAUGAGGGGUGCUUUCGGCAAACCUCAAGGUGUUUGUGCUAGGGUUGCAAUUGGGCAGGUGCUUCUUUCUGUUCGAUGCAAGGACAAUAACAGUCACCAUGCUCAGGAGGCCCUCCGUCGUGCCAAGUUCAAGUUCCCUGGUCGUCAAAAGAUUAUUAUCAGCAGGAAGUGGGGCUUUACCAAACACAACCGUGCUGAUUAUCUCAAGUACAAAUCUGAGAACAGAAUAAUGAAUGAUGGAGUCAAUGCCAAGCUUCUUGGAUGCCAUGGACCUCUAUCCAACCGUCAACCUGGCAGAGCUUUCUUAACUGCGGCUACUGCAUCUACAUGAGAAAGAGUAGCUGUGUUAGCUCCUUUGUUUUGAGUAGUGAUCAAACAAAAUCAGAACCCUUUUUGACUGUAGUUUCUACUUUUAUGUUAUCUUUUGAGUUUAUAGUUGUUGCCUCAAGUUUUGAAAUUGAACUUCGUAUCUUUAGAAGUCAUGUACACUUGCUAUUUGCACCAAUGAAUCUAUUCAUAGUUGUGCUUUUGUGGUUGUUUCUGA
Messenger RNA from Chenopodium quinoa (quinoa), 985 nucleotides. Its product is annotated as 60S ribosomal protein L10. Lineage: Eukaryota; Viridiplantae; Streptophyta; Magnoliopsida; Caryophyllales; Amaranthaceae. Gene Ontology annotation, biological process: ribosomal large subunit assembly; translation. Gene Ontology annotation, molecular function: structural constituent of ribosome. Bases 101 to 772 code for a protein of 223 amino acids. Gene Ontology annotation, cellular component: cytosolic large ribosomal subunit; ribosome. The transcript is spliced from 4 exons. The record is from RefSeq and is a predicted model, not a curated record.